AAUCGCGAAAAUUAAAAAAAUAUAAAUACCAAAGAAUAAAAAAAAUAGUUUGCAAGUGUGAUAAUCACAUUAGCCAAGGCAGUAAAAAUGUUUUGCUGCCUCAAUCGUGUAAGGCCAACAGCCAUUGUAGUGCUGCUGUGCUUAGUGCAAAACAUUGUUACACUACAGAUACCCGAAGACGUGGAAAUUCUUGAAGGUUAUGAAUUUGAUGAAUCUCCAGAAUACUAUGGCACCGAUGCCAACUAUUAUGAGGCACGAAGUAUGCUUACCGGUGUCAACAAAGCCAUACGCAACAGACGCUCCACACUGGAGUAUGAUCAAGCCAAGGGCUUGGUAACAAAGAAUAGCCUUAACAAAAAACUCCAAGAAAGUCUGAUACACAAUGUCGAAAGUGAUCGCAUCGAGUUGCACAAUACGCCAUCGUCAUCGCAGCAGAAGCAAAUGCAACAGGAGGGUGAAUUGAAACUUGAAGCAAGAAUGCAGCAGGAUGAGCCUCAAGCUCUACCAAAAGCCGAAAAGCAAAUUAUGGAUCCCGAUUACGAUUAUUAUUCGCAAAGGCACAUUUCGCCUUCCUGGAAGGAAUCGGUGAAUAUGUCACCUCCUUCAGAGGAUGAUGAUACAAUAACCGAUGCCAGCACCGGUUACACAGCCAGGUCCAGACAGGCGAGAGUAAAUUUUAUAACCCAACCACGCAAGGAUAACGAGGCAUCCGCAAAGGAUUUGCCUGAGCCAGUAGUCAAAGUAACACCCCCGCUUCCCAAGGCUCAAUAUGAUCAGAAAUUUAAUGCUCUGGCACCUUCCUACAAUUAUGAGAUGUAUCCUUCGCGUUCAUAUGAUCCCUACUUGAGACGUUAUGACCGAUAUGACGAACAAUAUCCCCGUUAUGACCCCUAUAACUAUGAAGAUCACUUUCUGUACCGUCGCCAUCAUGACCCCCAUGACAGCUACAGCCCACGCAUGCCCCAGUAUCCGGAGCCCUACUACAAUUAUCCGGAUCGGCGUUAUGAUAUUCCUGAGCCUCGCGAUUACUUGCCCGUCUACAAUAAUGAAAUCUAUGAAAAGUCCGCCUAUGCACCCAUUACAUACUCCGAUCAUUAUCCAUUGCACUCAAAAUAUCCUGCAGAUUAUCAUACUAAGUAUCCCUUAGACUAUCCUGCAAAAUAUCCCUUAGACUAUCCCACAAAAUAUCCUUUGGAUUAUCCAAGCAAAUACCCCUUAGACUACACGCGAUCCAAUAAACGUAUUGUGUACUAUGCUCAUUUACCGGAAAUUGUUAGAACACCCUAUGACUAUGCCAACUCAUAUAAAAGGGAUCGUUAUGAUGGCAUUAACCCACCCACUAAAGCGUUAACCAAUGCCUAUAAACUGGAUAAAUCAGGAAUUGCUGCAUCAACGACAGUGACAAAUACGGCCAACGGAGAAUCGUUCGAUUAUGUCAAGCGUGACAAAAAGGACCGAGUAACGCCAAAGCCAACUAACACUGGGCGGCUAUAGCUGCCACCGCCGCCACCGCUGCUAAUUGAGAAGUUAUAGUUUUAAGAUGCAUUCAACCAAAUACUACAUGUGAAGAGACCAAACCAUUUACUCAAAUUAGUUUUAAAUUAUAUUUCAUGUUUUAGUUAGUUUCUCAU
Molecule: messenger RNA, 1631 nt
Organism: Stomoxys calcitrans (stable fly)
Lineage: Eukaryota; Metazoa; Arthropoda; Insecta; Diptera; Muscidae
Exons: 3
Coding region: 88-1494 (468 amino acids)
Source: RefSeq, a predicted model, not a curated record